Molecule: messenger RNA, 5344 nt
Organism: Bursaphelenchus xylophilus (pine wood nematode)
Lineage: Eukaryota; Metazoa; Nematoda; Chromadorea; Rhabditida; Aphelenchoididae
Source: the annotation of a GenBank genome assembly
AUGCGUGAAAUCGUCCACAUCCAAACUGGACAGUGCGGUAAUCAAAUCGGCGCAAAGGUAAGGGAUUUUGUUUGUUAUUUAAUUGUAUUUUUAAUUUAAUAUUGCUUUAGUUCUGGGAAGUGAUCUCGGACGAACACGGAAUCCAGCCGGAUGGAUCUUACGAAGGUGAAAACGACCUCCAAUUAGAGCGAAUCAACGUUUAUUACAAUGAGACCGGCAACAACAAGUAUGUUCCGAGAGCUGUGCUGGUCGAUUUGGAGCCCGGCACCAUGGAUUCGGUGAGAAACAGCCAAUAUGGAGAGCUCUUCCGCCCCGAUAAUUUCGUCUUUGGCCAAUCCGGAGCUGGCAAUAACUGGGCCAAGGGGCAUUAUACGGAGGGAGCUGAGUUGGUGGACAAUGUGUUGGAUGUGGUGAGGAAAGAGGCCGAAGGAUGCGACUGUUUGCAAGGUACGAUCAUUUGCGCCUUCUGGAUGCCUUGUGUAAUGUCAUGAUUAAUAUUUUGUUUUCAGGAUUCCAACUGACCCACUCUCUUGGCGGAGGAACGGGCUCUGGAAUGGGAACUCUGUUGAUUUCCAAGAUCCGUGAAGAGUAUCCCGAUAGAAUUAUGUCCUCUUUCUCCGUCGUCCCAUCUCCCAAAGUCUCGGAUACUGUAGUUGAACCGUAUAACGCAACUUUAUCUGUCCAUCAGCUGGUCGAGAAUACUGACGAGACCUUCUGCAUCGACAAUGAAGCCCUUUAUGAUAUUUGUUUCCGAACUUUGAAGCUGCCCAACCCAAAUUACGGAGAUCUGAACCACCUGGUGUCAAUGACAAUGUCCGGAGUGACCACUUGCCUCAGAUUCCCGGGGCAGUUGAAUGCGGACCUCAGGAAGUUGGCGGUUAAUAUGGUCCCCUUCCCGAGAUUGCACUUCUUUAUGCCCGGAUUCGCUCCGUUAUCGGCCAAAAAUGUAUCUUCCUACAGACCAAGCACUGUGGGGGAGCUCACUCAACAGGUAGGAUAAGUUUAUUUUGGUACCAGAUUUUUUAUUUGGGUCUCGUAAGUUGUAAAUGUAAGUGUUUACUUUCCAGAUGUUUGAUGCCAAGAACAUGAUGGCCGCCUGCGAUCCCCGCCAUGGCCGUUAUCUUACUGUAGCCGCCAUCUUCCGCGGUCGAAUGUCGAUGAGAGAAGUUGAUGAUCAAAUGAUGAGUGUCCAGAACAAGAACGCCCCUUACUUUGUGGAAUGGAUCCCUCAUAAUGUGAAGACGGCCGUUUGUGAUAUCCCACCGAGAGGACUAAAAAUGUCCGCCACUUUUAUUGGAAAUUCAACUGCCAUUCAGGAGUUGUUCAAGAGAAUCAGCGAGCAGUUCAAUGGUAAGCGAUUUUUAUAGAUUUUUAAAACACGAUUUUUGAGUCACUGAAUCAGCCGCCAAUUAGGCGUGGACAUAGGAAAAAAUUGAUUUUGAGUUUUUGAUUUUAAAAUGACUGUAGGCAUCCUAUAAACAUAAUGCUGAAAUAUUUUUGCCCAAUUCCUUCGUUAACCUACUGUAAUUUACAAUUUAAUGCUUUUAGAGUAAUCGACCAUUACAAGAAAACUACUGAUUAGAAAUGGAUGAAAUUGGCAAUACUUAUGUUUUAGGCCAUGCCCGUCAUAAUAGACAUAGAGUUUUGGCAGUCGGAUUACUGUAACAUACCGUAAUGUGGGUUCGGCCGCACAAAUUUGGCCUUAAAAAAGUUAUUUCUCAAAUGCCGCAGCUGAUUUUUAUACAGGGUGGGGCAUCUUUGUGGCCCGAUUUGAAUUGACUAUAACUUCUUUAGUUUUUGGCCAAAUUUUAAAAUUCUUUUUUCCCUGAAUCGUCAGCCAACCCCAUUUUGUUUGAUACCAAAUACGUUAUACAUAGGUAAGUGUCAUCUACAGUUAUUGGAUUUAUUCUUGGAGUUCAUUUUUUUGGUCGUUUUUCGGUUGUUUUUUCGGUCGUUCCCGGUGUGUCCGAAAAUGGAGUCCGGUGUGGAGAAAAGGCUUCGUCUGUGGUUUGGUUUAGCAAGUACGGUUCGGCGAUAAAUUUUCAACCGGGGAUACCGCAUAAAAUACGGACGUAAUGCCUAACCUCCAGAUCGCAAGACAAUUCGACGUUCGUGGAAUAAGUUUCUUGAGACUGGCAGCGUUAACAGGAAACAAAAAAGCAGGAAAGAUGAGUACGAACGGAGCUGAAAAUUUAAGAAGUUUUGUCAAAAUUCCGAGAAAAUCCGCAUAUGAGUACACGAAGUUUGGCCAGAACCGAGGGAAUGCCUUCAGCAAGGACCAUUCGACGAACUCUGGAGGUUGAUCUUCACUUUUUGUUCUUAUUCUCAUCGUCGAUUUUCGGGAGGGUAAAUUCCACCGUAUUUUUCUUCCGGACCGUACUCCAUUUCUGGACACACCGGGAAAGACCGAAAAAACAACCGAAAAACGACCGAAAAAAUGAACUCCAAGAAUAAAUCCAAUAACUGUAGAUAUACACUUACUAUGUAUAACAUAUUUGGUAUCAAACAAAAUGGGGUUGGCUGACGAUUCAGGGAAAAAAAGAAUUUUAAAAUUUGGCCAAAAACUAAAGAAGUUAUAGCCAAUUCAAAUCGGGCCACAAAGAUGCCCCACCCUGUAUAUGUUAAUCAGCGUAAAAUUCUGCCUUAUAAACAUUAAAAAAAAGUGUAAAAAGCCAUGAUCCGUUUUUCGUGGUAUAGUGGAUUUUGGCCAAAUUUAGUAACCCAAGGGUCGCGAGUUCGAUCCCCGUGGAAGCAAAAUCCGUAAUACUGCCCAGAACCAUAAAAAAUCAAUUGGGCUGAGUUGUAUAGCAUACACGGGAAGUAUGAAAACCUUUAUAAAAAUUGAUUUGCAAUUUUGAAAGCAUUUUUUGAAGAUGACAAUCAGAAUGUUUUUCGUGGAUUACGGUGCAAAUUUAGUUUAGGAAUGUUGGUAAAAAUUACUGUAUAGAGGUUUUCAAGCCUUCUAAAUUCAAUGGGACAAAUUUUUCGGGCCUAGGAUUACUGUAACAUGGAGAAAACGAAUUUCGGCCGCUAAAAAUCGGCCGUAAAAAUGUUGUUUUCAAAAAAACGCCAUUAAUUCUACGAUUUUUGGCAUCAGCGUACAAUUCCACACUAUACCAACUCAAAACACAGUCAUGUUGUCAAAUACUUUUUUCUCUGUGGUGAAUUAUUUUCAUAUUUGAAAAUUGUAAAUAAAACUGCAUUAGCAAUAGAAUUAGACAAAAAUAUUUUGAAGCUAUAUUUUAUAAGUGGUUGUACAUACUUCUAGCCUAGAAACUCAUGAUUUUACAGAGUGGGCCACUCGAAACUCCCAACCUCUUUUCAAGUAUUUCUCCGCCAAUAAUGCACCAAUUUCUAUAAAAUUUAUAUCAAAUUGAAGCUGAGACACCCCAUUUCUUGUCCACCAAAUAUGGACCGUCUAACUUCACGGAGGCACCCGCAAUGACCUUUUACAUUUUCAUUCCAAAUUUUGGAGCCCGAAAUCGGUGAAACUUAGAAAAUUUUUGGAAUGAUUUCCAGUUGAGUUUCUCGGAAUUGGAAAAUGUUCGCGCCUUUGGCUAAAUAAAAGUCUUAUAAGCAGCAGAGAAUAAUGAUGGCAGUCAACGGAAUAGUCAAAAUUAUUCUUCAAGGCGUUGCUUUUGUGUUUUGGGGCAAUAGGCUUAAUUAUUCGAAAUUUUUCAAAAUGUUAAAAAAUGGGCGAAACUGUCUACAUGCAUGAUGACAUCCACCCCGAAGAUGCAUAGAAACUUCCCAGGCAUAGAUUGCCCGAGAAAACAGUUUUCGUUCUCAUUCGCCAAAAUUGGUACCUCGCGAGGCCUCGCCUGAUUGAAAUAUGGGCUUAACACACUUGGUACGGACGUAAACUUUGAUGUUUUAAAAAUUUUUCCGCGAAUUUGGCGGCUUUUUUCUUGCCGGUAAUCCAAAAAUUUUCUAUAAGUCCGAGAAAUUCAAUUGAAAAUCAUUCCAAAAAAUUUCUAAGUUUCACCGAUUUCGGGCUCUAAAAUUUGGAAUGAAAAUGUAAAGGGUCAGUACGAGUGUCUCCGGAAAGUUAGACGGGCCAGGACAAGAAAAUGGGGUGUCUCAGCUUCAAUUUGAUAUAAAUUUUAUAGAAAUUGGUGCAUUAUUGGCGGAGAAAUACCUGAAAAGAGGUUGGGAGUUUCGAGUGGCCCACCCUGUAUUUUUCGAUUUCCGCGGAUGACUUCACUCACCCCAAAAUUUGUGAUUUUACGGCAAAAAAAUUCUGUAAAAUUCAAGCGGUCAACUAAGGUACAGUAUGUAAUGAUUCUAGAGCCAAAUUUCACGCUGAUGCCAAAAAUCGUAGAAUUAAUGGCGUUUUUUUGAAAACAACAUUUUUACGGCCGAUUUUUAGCGGCCGAAAUUCGUUUUCUCCAUGUUACAGUAAUCCUAGGCCCGAAAAAUUUGUCCCAUUGAAUUUAGAAGGCUUGAAAACCUCUAUACAGUAAUUUUUACCAACACUCCUAAACUAAAUUUGCACCGUAAUCCACGAAAAACAAAAUUCUGAUGUCAUCUUCAAAAAAUGCUUUCAAAAUUGCAAAUCAAUUUUUAUAAAGGUUUUCAUACUUCCCGUGUAUGCUAUACAACUCAGCCCAAUUGAUUUUUUAUGGUUCUGGGCAGUAUUACGGAUUUUGCUUCCACGGGGAUCGAACUCGCGACCCUUGGGUUACUAAAUUUGGCCAAAAUCCACUAUACCACGAAAAACGGAUCAUGGCUUUUUACACUUUUUUUUAAUGUUUAUAGGGCAAAUUUUUACGCUGAUUAACAUAUGUAAAAAUCAGCUGCGGCAUUUGAGAAAUAGCUUUUUUAGGGCCAAAUUUGUGCGGCCGAGCCCACAUUACGGUAUGUUACAGUAAUCCGACUGCCAAAAUUCUAUGUCUAUUAUGACGGGCAUGGCCUAAAACAUAAGUAUUGCCAAUUUCAGCCAGUUCUAAUCAGUAAUUUUCUUGUAAUGGUCGAUUACUCUAAAAGCAUUAAAUUGUAAAUUACAGUAGGUUAACGAAGGAAUUGGGCAAAAAUAUCUCAGCAUUAUGUUUAUAGGAUGCCUACAGUCAUUUUAAAAUCAAAAACUCAAAAUCGAUUUUUUCCUAUGUCCAUGGCUGAUCCAGUGACUCAGAAAUCGUGUUUUAAAGUCUUUUGUUCAGCUAUGUUCCGUCGCAAAGCCUUUUUGCAUUGGUAUACGGGCGAAGGCAUGGAUGAGAUGGAAUUCACGGAGGCCGAGUCCAACAUGAACGAUCUUAUCUCGGAAUACCAACAAUAUCAAGACGCCACCAUUGAGGACGAGGGCGAAUAUGAAGCCGAGGCCGAGCUCAAUGACGAGAUUGAAUAA